Penicillium robsamsonii is the source of this 180-nucleotide messenger RNA. RefSeq lists its product as uncharacterized. NCBI's taxonomy places the organism in Eukaryota, Fungi, Ascomycota, Eurotiomycetes, Eurotiales, Aspergillaceae. The transcript is spliced from 2 exons. The record is from RefSeq and is a predicted model, not a curated record. Bases 1 to 180 code for a protein of 59 amino acids.
AUGAAGGCCUUUUACUCCGCUCUUACCUUCCUUUUCCUAUUCGGUGCCAGUUUGGCCAGUCCUCUAGAGGUUGCCGCAGAUUCUCCAGAAAGGACACAAGCCUGCUGCCCUACGACUCAGAGCGCCGAUCUUGCAAUAUCUUCGGAUGUAACUGUGAUGGCGGAUGCCGCUAAGCCCUAA